AUGCAUAGGAUCAAUGAGGAUUCAGCCCCUGGCAGCAUUCCGCUAAUUAGCCCCCUCAUCCGUGUCCCGAUGUAUUCAGGCAUCGAAGGAAUUUUAGUGCAGAUCGCUGGAGCAGCGAUCGGAGCCAGUGUGCGCUGUGUAAAUCGUAACGUGGUUUUGGACUGCGAACUGACCUGCAAUGGUGUUCAAGAACUGCUGAACCCUGCGAAGGGAAUAUCGAAUGAUGUUACCAAAUCUAAUCUGCCCGAAGACAGAUGGGUGAACUAG
This is a messenger RNA of Penicillium chermesinum, 267 nucleotides long. RefSeq lists its product as uncharacterized. Lineage: Eukaryota; Fungi; Ascomycota; Eurotiomycetes; Eurotiales; Aspergillaceae. The record is from RefSeq and is a predicted model, not a curated record. Bases 1 to 267 code for a protein of 88 amino acids. The transcript has a single exon.